CGCACUCCCAAACCGUGUCCACAUGUGAAUAUUAAGUCAGUUGUUUAGUGGUCUGUGCUAGUGUAAACACAACAAAUAAUCAAUAGUUUGUCCUGUAUCUUUAGUGUUAUUACGUCUGCGUUAUGUGGUGGUGGAUAGUGGCGGCGGUGGCCUCAGCGGCCGCCACUCUGUGGUACUGGUUGAUGAUUUGUCCCCAAAAGUACUGGCUGGAAAGAGGGGUGAAGCCGAGAACUUCAGGGUUUCUCCUGGGGGAUAAUUUAGGAAUCUUUCUGGGAAGACAGUCCCUUGUGGAAAUGGUCGAAGUGGUUUAUAAAAGCUGUCCAAAUACUAGGUACGUAGGCACCUACCAGUUUUUCCGGCCAAGCCUUCUGGUCAAAGAUCCAGAUCUCAUCAAGCAAAUCACCGUCAAAGACUUUGACCAUUUCUUGGACCACCGAAGUCUAAUUCCAGAAGACAGUGAACCCCUAUGGUCCAAAAAUCUGUUUGCUUUGACUGGUAAAGCCUGGCGCGAUAUGCGAUCAACCCUCAGUCCGGCUUUCACCAGCAGCAAAAUGAAGCACAUAUUCACUUUAAUAUCGCAAAAUGGUGAACAAUUCGUCAAUCACUUUUUGAAAAAAGACGAAAAACUUAUUACGGUUGAAAUGAGAGAUAUUUUCACUAGAUUCACUAACGAUAUCAUCGCCAGUGCUGCCUUUGGAAUAGAGUGCGACUCUUUGAGCAACAGGAACAACGAGUUCUACCUCAUGGGAAAAGAAACCACAAAUUUCAGCGGCUUCAGGAAAAUUUUUUCGUUCUUUUUGAUAAUGCUAAUACCUAAAGUGGCUAAGUUAUUGAAGAUGACAAUGUUUUCACAAGAAGUUAACAAUUUCUUCACUACUAUAGUCAAGAGUAGUAUUCGCAGCCGCGAACAACUUGGAAUAGUAAGACCCGACAUGAUCCAUCUUCUCCUAGAAGCUCGCAAAAAUGGCCUCAAACACGAAGAAACUCAGCCUGCUCAAGACACAGGUUUUGCUACAGUCCAGGAAUCGGAAAUCCACAAGGACCCCAAAAAUGCGAAAGCGGAAAUCACAGAUCAAGACAUGACGUCUCAAGCUCUGAUUUUCUUUUUCGCUGGUUUUGAGUCAGUUUCAGCUGUAAUGUGUUUCAUGGCACACGAACUUGCGGUUAAUCCAGAGGUCCAGGAAAGACUCAUCCGGGAAAUAGAUGAAACUUUGGAAGGUUGUAAAAGUGGAGUCACCUAUGAGGCGCUUCUUGGUAUGAAAUACAUGGAUAUGGUGGUUUCUGAAACAAUGAGGAAGUGGCCUAAUCCUGUUGUGGAUAGGAUUUGUACGAAAGCCUACACCAUAGAGCCGAAGCUUCCACACGAGAAACCUGUACACUUGAAAGUAAACGAUGCGGUAUGGAUUCCCGUUUUUGGUAUUCACAGAGAUCCUGAAUACUAUCCAGAACCAGAUAAAUUUGAUCCUGAAAGGUUCAACGAUGAAAACAAGGUCAAUAUUAAUCCGUACACGUACAUGCCUUUUGGAGCCGGACCUAGGAAUUGUAUUGGUUCUAGGUUUGCUCUACUGGAGAUUAAAGCGUUAUUUUUUUAUGUUUUGUCACAUUUUGAAAUAGUCCCAGUGGAGAAGACACAGAUACCUUUGGUUUUAAGUAAGAAGAAGCUAAAUAUGACUGCGGAGAACGGGUUCUGGUUAGGGCUUAAACGUCGCUCUAAAGUCUAAAACUUGACACUUAAAAUGUUCAUUUUAUAAGAUAUUAUACGAUUUGUUUAGUAAAAAUCAUGUGUUUUGUAUCACCAAUAAAAUAAAAAGAAACAUGAUAAA
Messenger RNA from Zophobas morio, 1823 nucleotides. RefSeq names its product cytochrome P450 9e2-like. Lineage: Eukaryota; Metazoa; Arthropoda; Insecta; Coleoptera; Tenebrionidae. Bases 123 to 1721 code for a protein of 532 amino acids. Gene Ontology annotation, molecular function: oxidoreductase activity, acting on paired donors, with incorporation or reduction of molecular oxygen; heme binding; iron ion binding. The record is from RefSeq and is a predicted model, not a curated record. The transcript is spliced from 3 exons.